This is a messenger RNA of Vigna unguiculata (cowpea), 837 nucleotides long. Its product is annotated as large ribosomal subunit protein mL54-like. Gene Ontology annotation, molecular function: structural constituent of ribosome. Lineage: Eukaryota; Viridiplantae; Streptophyta; Magnoliopsida; Fabales; Fabaceae. Gene Ontology annotation, cellular component: mitochondrial large ribosomal subunit. The record is from RefSeq and is a predicted model, not a curated record.
GAGGAGGCGCGGCGCGACGGUUCCCAGAGCGGCGGUUCCCACGCAGAGCAAGAGGUGUGCCACCACGAACAGGCUUCUUUUAUCAUCAUCAAAAUCUUGCUUCAGCAUUUAGACUUGUAUUGCUUCUGUCAACAUAGAAGGUGUUGAAUUCAAAUUAAGAAAGUCAUGGCUAUGAACCAUGCCAGAUCGAUAAGAUAUAUGCUUACAGCCAAAGAAGCAAUUGGGGUUGCACACCAACGGACUUUUGCCACCGGGAAAGCAAAGAAAGGAUCUAAAGGGGGUGGAGCUGCUGAUGCACCCAAGGCAUCAAGUCUUAGCAAAGAAGUCAAGUCAAGCACAGUUGUAGGUGCUAACAUUCUGAAGGAAGGAACUGAUCCAAAAAUCCUGCCUGAUUCAGACUACCCUGACUGGCUGUGGCAUCUGCUCGAUAAACGACCGGCACUUAGUGAACUACGUAGGAAGAAUAUUGAAACAUUAGCUUAUGACGAUCUAAAACGCUUUGUUAAGCUGGAUAACCGGGCAAGGAUCAAGGAGAAUAACACUGUGAAGGCAAAGAACUGAUUUCAAUGGUCAAAAAGAGAAACUACGGGAAUGAGUGGUUGGUUGAAGUGACAUUGGGGUUCUCAGUCUUCUGGGAUUCCUCUGAGUAAUCGGCUUACAUGUAUGCAAAUCAUUAAACGGAACAAAAACCAAAGAGUUGGAUGAUUUUGCACAUUUGUUGUUUCUUUUCUUUCUACUACUUUUUAUUCUGUUUUUUACCUGGGAUGUUGUGUAAAAUAAAUCUGAUUGCUUCUGUUGAUUGAACAGAUCCUUAUCUAUAAUUUUGUUCUUUGCUUU